ACUGAAAUUGAAAGAAAAAUGAAAGAUGAGGAAUUGAGCUUUAAUUUGAUGUGUGUCUUGAACACCAGAGAAACUUUUUUUUUGGGGGGGGGGGUUAUGUGGGGUAUUUAUCACUGUUGUCCAUAGCAGCUUAACUGCUAUUAACGCACGUGGGACCCCUUUUAUUUUUGGAAGUUGUACCGUUCAGAUCCGACUGGUGACCGCGCCCUCUCUUGGCCCCAAGCUUAUCUCAAACCAAUCAAUCAAAUCAGACUGGUACCUGUACUCCCCUUUGACUGUUUAUGUUAGUUUGCAUGGAAUAUUUGGGAGCCUGCACGAUUCAUAUGUUUGCUCGUUACCCAGUUACUAGCAGGUGGGAUGGUUAUUGAUUGAUGGAUGUUUUUCGGAGUUAUCGAUUUGUCUCAAAAACAAUGGAAAUUUCAACGUUUGGGAGGUCGUCUUUGUCAUGAAACUGUAGAAGUAGUAGCUGUGUAUUCCGUGUAAUAAUUAAUGAACUCCUUUGCACAGUUGUUUGAAAAAAAUGCAGUGAAUUGAACGUUUUGCGUUGACUUCGUGCGCGUGGAGUUUCAUGUCACGGUCCUUUGCUCCUGGCUGGCCUUGCUACAGGCACUGAGCACUGGCUCGUUCAUGGAAGGCCUCAAGGCUGACGUAGAGACUGGAUGUAGGGAUUGGGCACCGUGGUAGCAAAGCUGCCGUGAACAUCAGUGAAUCAUGAGUAACUUCAAUGUUAUGGCACCCAAUGCUGGCCAUUCUGCCAUCUCACUGGGUGGAGAAUGGAGGAACAUCGACCAGAUGGCAGCCAAUAAGUAUAAAAUGAGUGGACUGGCUAACAGGUCCAAGAAGAAAAGCAAGGCCAAGAGCAGUGGACAAGGAGACCAAGCAAGACCUAAGUCAGAGCCAAGCUCUGAGCAAAGGAGGAACUCCUCCCCAUUGAGUCAAGCGCCAUCCAGUAGCGCCCCUCCUGGUGUCAAGCCAAGAUGUGAGAGGGUGUACGACGUUGAGCAAGAACCUACGGCAAGGAAACAGCUGGAAAACCACCUGCCAUUGAAGAAAACUAGGGCUGUGUCACGAGAAGAACAAUUACAUAGUGCCAGGCAGUACCGGAUAGGUCCGGGUAUGGUCCUUACGAAGGGCAGAAGCAAGGUAGCAGUGACUAUCAACACAGGGGAAGAAGAGGAAGGACCGAGGACCAUACCAAGGAUGCCACACCAGGGGCCGUUUGUUGAUCCAGAGAGUGAGAAUUUGUAUCACUUGUUCCGGCAAGAAAAUCCUGGUGCUCAGUCAAAACUGCAAAAGCUCCUUCAUCAGAGCUUAAUGUCCGGAGGCGUAGACCUAUUAAGUCUUUUCCCUGAAGAUGGCAAUGAAACUAAUGUCCCGCCAGGUUAUAGGGCGAGAACCCCUAGACCAAACACAAGGGCAUCAUCUACUGCAAUGAGCAUACAAGAGGCUCUUAUUGCACAGUUGCAGCAGCAGGUGUCUGAUUUGACACUCUUCUUGGAGGAAGAGAGACUCAACCACAAGGCAACUAAAGAUAAGUUGGCAGGGACUCUGAAGGAGAAGAUUCAAGAUGUUGAGAGGAAGCACAUGGAGGAAUUGAGAGCCUUGCAACAGGAUCAAGACGAGCAGCUAGACCUGAUGAAACAGCUACACAGCAAGGAACUGGAACACCACAAGUCGGCCAGCAAUGCUGUACUAGCACGGAUGAAAGGUGAGCUGGAGUUUUUGCAGGGAGCCUUUGAGGCUUACAAGGGCACCUUGGUACAGGACAUGGAGGAGAAAUGGGCCAAGAAGGAGAGCGACAUGAAGAUACGAUUUCAAGAAGACAUGGAUAAGGCUUUGUAUGAGCAGAGGACUGAGUUGUUAGAAGAGGCCACUAGAGAUAAGAAAGCCAUCAGUCGGGAAUUCCAGCGACAAAUCCAGAUUCUCACGAGGGAACACAAGAAGGAAAUAGAGAACAUGAUGAACCGUUUCUCUAGUACCUCUACGGACGUGGCCAACUUGAAGCGAGCCCUGGAGCAGCUCAAGAGGGUUCAGACACAGCUGGAUGAGAAGACAGAGCAACUGGCAGUGGCUCAGGACAGCCUGAAAUCCAACCAGGAGGAGGUGCAGCAACUGAAAGCCCAGCUGGUCACCUACAGGGAAUCAUUCCAGGACAAAGUGGACGAAGUGGAUGACAAGUACAAGGAGCGAAUACACCUGCUCAUGACAGAAAAUGGAGAGCUCAGGAAACGCUACUUGCAAAAGUGCGAUGAACUGUUUACUGAAAAGUCUGCAACUGAAGUGAAGAGAGUUGAGAAAGUGAUGAACUCCAAGGAAUUAAUGCAGAUGCUGGUGCAUGUCAAGAAUCGCUCCAAUGUCAACUUGGCCUGCGCGGAUCCCGCCACCGACAGUAAGCCCCGCAUUCCCAUCCUGCGCCCAGUCAGCGCUCCCAGCACCAAGCGAGAGGCCAUGAAGGCCUUCCGGAAGGCUGGCGAGACAGAGCACCUAAGGGAAAUUGCUGAGAAUCGCAGGACCAGUGCCAGUACCAGGCGACCCCACACCACGAUUGGUGGCCAGAGACGGAGCUUAACACCGGACUCCAGCGUGAAUGGGUCCCAGGGGCCACUGUUUGUCCCUCUGGCAAGGGAGUCCUUAUCUAACAGUUUUGUUUGACUGGACUACUUGCCAGUGAUGUAAAGUGGUGCCUUAUUUCUUAGACAGGUUACUGGCUCAAGUGUCCAGGACCUGAUGCAACUGGAAAUCGUGGAUUUCUUUUCAGGAGAUUAGGUGCAAGACUAUGAGUGGUUCCACAUUCCACAGUGGCACCUGAUAUUUGUAUAGCCUCUUGAUGCCAUGUCAUAUAUUGGCGCCUUAAAUACAAGAAAUUUAUUUUAUAAGUUUUAUUUUUGUAAAUUAGUGUAAAUAGUUUGUCCAGUCAGCAGGUGAUACUGACGUUUGUAUAUUGCAUGUUUGGAUAUAUUACACCAUAGGAGGCUAGACAUUCAUGCAAAAGCACGGGCUAGCUGAAUAACUUGGCAGGAAGUUAAACCAACAAGCCUCAACUAUGCAAGCAAUUUCAUUUAUGAAUUUCUCCGAAUUUGUUUGAUCUAUGCAUGGGUUUUCUUCUUUUUUUUUUAAUUUUUGGAUAAUUUUCGUUUUUAAUUUUGUUACAGACUGCACUGUGUGCUGUGGAUAGUGUUGAUGGAAACAGCUGAAUUGUCAUAAUGUGAAAAGGUUGGUUGAUUUUA
Molecule: messenger RNA, 3227 nt
Organism: Acanthaster planci (crown-of-thorns starfish)
Lineage: Eukaryota; Metazoa; Echinodermata; Asteroidea; Valvatida; Acanthasteridae
Product: flagellum-associated coiled-coil domain-containing protein 1-like
Cellular component (GO): cytoplasm
Source: RefSeq, a predicted model, not a curated record